AUGGAGAGACUACAUAUUACAUUAUUAGUGGUAUCACUGUUGGUUUUACUGUGGGGUGUGGCCGGCCAGUAUGAAUGGCAAAUACGAGAUGCUUUUGACGAGAUACGUGGAAAAGUUGACAAGAUUAAUGCCGACAACUGCAUCAUCAAACAUUUAGAUGACCUAUACUUACCCGAGGACUCGGUUUCCCACCAUCCAGAUGUGAAAGAAAUCAACAUAAACCCCGUGUUUCCGAAUCGUACAGCGAUGUUGCAUUUACACAACAUGGCAAUGAAUCGAGCCUUUUUUUGGAGUUAUAUCCUCCAAUCGAGAUUUAUUCGACCAGCUAUUAACGAUACUUACGAUCCUGGUAUGAUGUACUAUUUCCUUUCGUCUGUAGCCGAUGUGUCAGCUAAUCCGUACAUCAAUGCCAGUUCGAUAUAUUUUUCGCCGAAUAUGUCGUACACUUCUUCGUACCGAGGCUUCUUCAAUAAAACUUUACCUAGAUUUGCACCAAGAGCCUUCAGAGCUGAUGAUUUUAAUGACCCAGUGCACUUACAGAAGAUAUCCACUUUGAACACAUUCCAUGUUGAAGAUCUUGGUGCUUUCGAUCCAGAAAGUUUGUCAAAGGAUUACACAUCAGAGUUCUAUAGGAUUAAUGAGUGGUAUAAGAAAUGGUUGCCUGACCGAGUUGCUAACCGUCAUGACACAAAGACAACUUACCAAGUGGAGAUCAGAUAUGCUAAUAAUACUAAUGAGACAUUCACGUUCCAUGGACCUCCUGGCAAUGAUGAGGUUCCUGGUCCCGUCAAUUGGUCCCGUCCAUACUUUGACUGUGGAAGAUUGAAUAAGUGGCUUGUGGCAGCUGUUUCGCCCGUCGCCGAUAUAUACCCGCGUCAUACCCAGUUCAGACAUAUUGAAUAUCCUACGUACACGGCAGCAGUAGUGAUGGAGAUGGACUAUGAAAGGAUAGACAUAAACCAAUGUCCACCCAGUUUGGGUAACGAUCGACCUAAUAAAUUCGCUUCGACGGCACGUUGCAAAGAAACGACUGAGUGUGAACCUCUCCACGGGUGGGGUUUCCGUCGCGGCGGUUACCAGUGUCGUUGCGCGCCCGGCUUCAGGCUGCCGAGCAUUGUACGGCGGCCGUACCUCGGCGAGAUCAUAGAGCGGGCCACCUCCGACCAGUAUUAUAAUAACUUCGAUUGUAAAAAGAUUGGCUGGGUACAACGUCUACCCGUUCGUUGGGAGCGGGCGCAUCCCUUCCUCCGUGCUAUGUACAUGGAUCAUUACCACGAAUACGUGAACGCCACCAGCGGCCCUGAAGCCUUGCACACGGAGCGAGUUAAUGUCUACGAAGUACUCAACUUUAUCAGAGGUGUACAGGCCAAUAACUGUUCUAAGUACAAUCCAUCAGAUUUGGUGCUCAACGGUGACAUCGCAUUCGGACACGAGGAACAAUUUGAGAACCAGGCUAAGAUGGCGCUGCGACUGGCUAACUUCAUCAGCGCAUUUUUACAGGUGUCAGAUCCGAAGGAAGUGUUUAGCGGCAAUCGUGUAGCUGACAAGCCUUUGACCGAAGAUCAGAUGAUUGGAGAAACUCUAGCGGUGGUUCUCGGCGAUACUAAGAUAUGGUCAGCAGGUACAUACUGGGACAGAAAUAAGUUUACAAACAGAACUUUCUUCGCACCGUUUGCUUACAAAAACGAGUUGAAUACUAGGAAGUAUAAAUUGGAGGACCUCGCCAGACUCAAUAGCACAGAGGAACUGUAUACUAAUAAGCCCUGGUUCCAAUUCUUGAAACAACGCUGGUCAACCAACUUCGACAAUUUGGAACUAUUCUUCCUGAAGAUGAAGAUCCGUGAUGAUAUAUUAGGGAAGUACUUGAAGCGAUACGAGCGUUUCCCUACGUCGUACAGGGCGGCUAGUCUGAAGCAUGGCCACUGGACAAGGCCGUACUUUGACUGCAAUGGACACGUGAAACAAUGGGUCAUCACUUACGCAGCGCCUUUCUUCGGAUGGGACAGUGUUAAAGUUAAACUGGAAUUCAAAGGUGUGGUGGCGGUGACGAUGGCGCUGAUGUCCCUCGACAUCAACCAGUGCCCGGACAGGUCGUACGUGCCGAAUGCAUUCAAAGGGACGGACAAGUGUGAAACCAGUUCGUCAUAUUGUGUACCAAUAUCCGGCCGAGGGUUCGAAGCGGGAGGCUACAAAUGCGAGUGUCUUCAAGGCUUCGAAUACCCGUUCGAGGACCCGAUCACCUACUAUGACGGUCAGAUCGUGGAGGCGGAGUUCCAGAACAUAAUUAUGGAUAAGGAAACACGUAUAGACAUGUUCAAGUGCAGGCUUGCGGGCGCCGCGGCCGUACAGAGCAGUGUUGUCAUGCUGCUCGCCGUUUUAUUUGUAGCAUUUAGGUUGAGGUAA
Molecule: messenger RNA, 2403 nt
Organism: Arctia plantaginis
Lineage: Eukaryota; Metazoa; Arthropoda; Insecta; Lepidoptera; Erebidae
Source: the annotation of a GenBank genome assembly